Molecule: messenger RNA, 2270 nt
Organism: Neopsephotus bourkii (Bourke's parrot)
Lineage: Eukaryota; Metazoa; Chordata; Aves; Psittaciformes; Psittacidae
Gene: FOXL2
Product: forkhead box L2
Exons: 1
Coding region: 141-1061 (306 amino acids)
Biological process (GO): anatomical structure morphogenesis; cell differentiation; regulation of transcription by RNA polymerase II
Molecular function (GO): RNA polymerase II cis-regulatory region sequence-specific DNA binding; DNA-binding transcription factor activity, RNA polymerase II-specific
Source: RefSeq, a predicted model, not a curated record
CCCGGUCCCGGCUUCGACCUCGGCCCCGGUCUUAGCGAGCGCCGGGAGGGACAGGACGGCCCCCGGCACCGAGCUCCGCACAUCGGGCAAGCGCUCCGCAGCCGUGCCGCGGGCGGCGGGACGGCGGGACGCGGGGCACCAUGAUGAACAGCUACCCAGACGGCGAGGAGGACCCGGUGGCGCUGCUGGCUCAUGACACCGGCGGCAGCAAGGAGCCGGAGCGGGUCAAGGAGGAGCUGGGCGCCGAGAAAAUCCCUGAGAAGCCGGACCCCUCGCAGAAGCCCCCCUACUCCUACGUGGCCCUUAUCGCCAUGGCCAUCCGGGAGAGCGCAGAGAAGAGGCUCACGCUGUCCGGGAUCUACCAGUACAUCAUCAGCAAGUUCCCUUUCUACGAGAAGAACAAGAAGGGCUGGCAGAACAGCAUCCGCCACAACCUCAGCCUCAACGAGUGUUUCAUCAAGGUGCCCAGGGAGGGCGGCGGCGAGCGCAAGGGCAACUACUGGACCCUGGAUCCCGCCUGCGAGGACAUGUUCGAGAAGGGCAACUACCGCCGGAGGCGAAGGAUGAAACGGCCUUUCCGGCCGCCCCCGACCCACUUCCAGCCCGGCAAAACCCUCUUCAGCCCCGACACCUACGGCUACCUCUCCCCGCCCAAAUACUUGCAGUCCACCUUCAUGAACAACUCGUGGCCGCUGGCGCAGCCCCCUGCGCCCAUGCCCUACGCCUCCUGCCAGAUGUCUGGUGGGAACGUCAGCCCCGUCAAUGUGAAAGGACUCUCGGGCCCGGCAUCCUACGGCCCCUACUCGCGGGUGCAGAGCAUGGCGCUGCCCAGCAUGGUGAACUCCUACAACGGCAUGGGCCACCACCACCACCACCCGCACGCUCAUCAUCCCCAGCAGCUCAGCCCGACCAGCCCCGCGCCGCCCGCGGCCCCGGCGGCGAACGGAGCCGGCCUCCAGUUCGCCUGUGCCCGCCAGCCCGCCGAGCUGUCCAUGAUGCACUGUUCCUACUGGGAGCACGAUAGCAAACACAGCGCCCUGCACUCCCGCAUAGACAUCUAGGGGGACUUCGGCCGAUAGCCCACCGCCCUUGCACCGGCUCCACUACCACUCUGCGAUCCUGCCGCCUUCUCCUCCUUUCUCGGGUCUCUCCUUCUCUCCAGCCGCGGACUUUCCUCUCUUCGUGCCUAAACUGUUGCGGUGGGGAAACGGCGGCCCUGCUCCUUGUGUAGUGUAAGUGUAAGAACCGUUCUACGAGGAGGAGAAGGCGGUGUAAAUGCGAGAGCCGGUGCGCUGCCGCUGGGCGAGCUCGGAUCUACCGUUCGUUUCUUUGCUCUUGUGUGUGUGUGUUCGUUUGUUUGUGAGACGGUUUGGUUUUUUGUUUUUGUUUGUUUGUUUGUUUGUUUUGGUGGGUUUUUUUUGGGGGGGAGCAUGUAAUUAAAAAUAGGCUGUUUAGCCCUCAAAAUUCUGCUCCUUUAUAAUUCAGCCGUAAUCCUUUCGGGCUCAGCCUUGGGGAGAGUGAAAAGCGGAGCUUGUAAAUAGCGGCAUUUCCAUGCGUGGCGGUGCUGGCUGGUGAGGCCUAGCUGCUGCCGUGGUGCUCGUCCUCCUCCUCCUCUUCAUCUGCUCUUUCUUUUUCCUCGGACUGCAAAACACCGCGCUUCUUCCGAGCAGCGGCUUUCUGUCAAAAUAGUACUUAGGUGGGGACUUCUGGAGCAGCGGGAGAUGCCGGUUGUCAGAAACCAACAACCGAACCUGCCAGUGUCACUCGGGAAACGUUUCACUGUCGGUAAAAUAUAGUUUUAAAAGGAGACAAUGUCUUCUGAGGUCUUAAAAGUAAUUUUAUACAAGUCUAAAAAUUAUUUUGACGUUACAACAAAAGAAAAAAAAAAGGACGGUUUCCUGUAAAUUGGAUUUUUUUUUUCCGUGUGCAUAUUAUGAAUAAUAAUGAAAGUUUAAACUAUCUUCGGGUUUUGUCGACCCCAAACCUGGCCCAAAAUGGAUUCUCCGGUAGGUUCUGCUUUCGAAUGCUUGCCCUUUACUCUUAAAACGUUUUGAUCCUUCGAUUUUACAUAGAUUAAUGUGAAGAAGAAAAAAAAAAUAGAGUUUAUAAUACCGGGGCCAGUUCGUAGCGAUUUUGUAAACGUUUAUGUAAGCUGAUAGAUGCUGUGGCAUAGUACCAUUUUGGGACCAACUUUUCUAGAGUGAACUAGCACUUUUAUUGUACUUCCUAGCAUUUUAAAGUCUCCAAUAAAGUGGCUUUCCUUCUUUUCA